Molecule: messenger RNA, 1890 nt
Organism: Sporothrix brasiliensis 5110
Lineage: Eukaryota; Fungi; Ascomycota; Sordariomycetes; Ophiostomatales; Ophiostomataceae
Product: a-pheromone receptor
Exons: 3
Coding region: 1-1890 (629 amino acids)
Biological process (GO): G protein-coupled receptor signaling pathway
Cellular component (GO): membrane
Molecular function (GO): mating-type factor pheromone receptor activity
Source: RefSeq, a predicted model, not a curated record
AUGGAAGCCUCGUACUUCACAGACGCUGGUGUUCUCAUCCGUGGCCGCGUCGGCUCCCUCCCGACGUCCCCGACACUCGUCGUCAACAUCGUCCUUCGCCUCAUCCUGUGCCCCAUUGCCAUUGUCUUGACGUGGGUGCCGCUGCGACUGCUGUGGCGUAAUGGCGAGUUCCCCGCGUGUGUCUUCGUCAUCAAUCUCUGGCUGCUCAUUCUCUUUGUGUUUGUCAACGCCGCCAUCUGGCACAACCAGGACUUUUCCAGCUGGUGGCUCGGCUAUGGCUGGUGCGACCUGCAGUCCUUUGUCCAGUACGCGUUUGUUACAGUCUACAGCACCAGUGUCUGUGCCAUCAUGCAGCGCCUCUCAAAACAGGUCGGCCUGACACGCGUGACUGGUCUGUCGCCGCGCGAGAAGCACAAACGUCUGAUUGCACAGUCGCUCAUCAUCUUUCCGGUGCCCUUUCUGCAGAUCAUUCUCACGAUUUUCGUGCAGGGCAUACGGUUUGGCAUUGCCCCGGCCAGUGGCUGUACCAAUGAGUAUGAUGCGACGGCACUUUUCCUCGUCUUUUAUAUCCUGCCACCCCUGCUGUAUACCAUGGUCGCCUGCUACUAUACGUUCCAAACAUACCGCCGCUUCCGCCAGGUCGACGAGAGCUCUCGCGCUGCUCUCGGCAGCACCAACUCUGUUGCCUACGCUCGUCGCCAGCGCGCCCGGCGCAAGCUGUACUUUAUGGUCCUGUGUAUCCUGGUACCAUACACGCCCUUAAUUGCGGCCUUUUGCGCCAUCAACAUCAUCAUGGGAUUGCCGUGGAACUAUCCGUCUGACUUUGAGACCAACCACUACCACGGCCCCAAUCCCUACAACACCAUUUAUGUGCUCUCGGACAAGGACGCUGGCUUUAUGGCAAUCAACAUGGGCUGGAUCCCCGUCGUCAGCGCAUUUAUCGCAUUCGUUUUCUUCGGCACAUCCAAGGAGGCCAUCAACGUCUACCGCACGUACCUGCUGGCCAUCGGCUUCGGUCGCUUCUUCCCGGGUCUACACGAGCCGUACGACCCCGACCGGUCGAUGAUUGACGCGACCAAUUCCAACACGUCCUACGGAUCCAAUGCGACCACGCAGAUAUCGACUUUGGACUCUAUCACUCAAUCACGCAAAGGAUCCGGCGUGCCAGUCUACCCAGCAGUCCCAACGUCUGCGGAAGAGGCCUCAGACUUACGCUCGCCACGCUUCUCUUCCUUUUUCCACCGCAUGUUCCACAAGGGUUCGACUGCCUCUGCAGACAACACAAGAGACGUAGAGCUCGCUACGGCGGCACGAGACGACUUCCCUGCGCCACCUGCAGCCGCAGCACCGGCAUCGAGAGUGCUGUUCAACCCGGGUUUCAACUGGUUCACACCGCCCGUGGCCUUCCAUCAGUCGCCCUCGGUUGCAUGGAGCCCCAUUGCGUAUGCGGUCGCCGAGGCCGCCCAAAACCAGAACCUACAGCAACAGCGGGAUGUUGAAACUACCAUUGGACCCGUCGCCAGCCCUCCUCACCCUCCCACCUCGUCAGCUUCUACCGCCGCGUCCACGGCGCCUAUGUUGGCAUCGGUGCAACAAACGACAGGUGGGCAAGACCGCGUCCAUUUCUGUCUCCCCAACACUCGGCCGUUUGACGGCACCCGUACCAGCAGCAUCGGCGGUCGCGCCAUCAACACGCACGUCUGGUCCGAAGGAAGCAGCGAUGAGUCUACGCCUCUUCCUGGGUCGACCCCGUCUCUGGGAAACACGGCAGAGGGUGGCGGGGCCGGCGACGACGGCCGCGGCUGCAAGAGUGAGGAUAACCUCGGUGACCAGCAGGGCGUCCGCGUAGAGCGGAGCAUUACCACGAGCGAGGUGAUUCGCAAGUUUUAG